AGUCAUAUGGAGUACAGGCCCCAGAGUUCAUCGGAGGUUCACAUUGCCAUCCAAAGUCGUCAAGGUAUGCUGGUGCCGGAUGGGUCAUCUGUCUGAAGCCUUACUUUGUGUUCUCCAAGUUAAUAGUUUAACAAUCUAUGGGAUGGCAGGUGAAGUGUUCUCUGUCCCUCUUCCUCAUGCCAUCAAGUCAAUAUGGUCUCUUCCAUUCGGUUUACUUCUCCAGCAGGCACCCGUAGAGAGCUUACUAACAAGUAUUUCGUUGUCAUCCUUGAACCCAUUUUUAAGUGUCCGUGAUGUUUUCCGCCAGAAAAGGGAUGUCGGAUACAGCCCACAACAUAAUUUGAGCCCACCUUAUGAUUGUGAUUAUAGUACAAGAAUCAAUGGCGCAUCAAUGUCCUCUCAUCUGAUAUUGAAGGAUCCCUUAGAGGAACCUCAGAUAAGUUAUACGGAAGAAAGAGGGAAAUUAAAUGUAAUGUGGGAAUUUGAUGAAAAAACCAUUUGGACUAGCCACUGUUUGCCUCUGAUGGUUUCAUAUAACAAAGGAAAGAUGCAACACUCGCUAUGGGUAGUAGAGCUCAAUAACUCCAACCAUGAAGUAGCAAAUUCUAAAUCGUCCAACCUAAGUGCCUCUCAAAUGUCAGGAAAACAUCUUUUCAGAAGGAUAUGGCAGGGGAAGGGUUUACAAACUGCAGCCAGUAAGGUAUUUCUGGCCGCUGAUGAUGAUGCUACACCUAUUGUGUGUUUUCUCCUCCAACAACCAAAAAAGCUGUUGUCUUUACGACUUCAGAGCCUGGAAUUAAAUAGCGAGACAGUCUAUGAUAUAAAGCCUGAUAUGAGCUGGAGCAUAUCAGCAGUUGCUGCUGCCGCCGUCACUGUCACUCGACCCAACGCGAGAGUGAGAGUGGGACAACUUCCAGUUAGCGAUGUUAUUGCUUUGACUCCAGAAAGCACUCUUCUUCUUUAUAUGGGAAAAAUAUGCUUGUGCAAAUAUGUUUUGCCUUCCCCUUUGGGUAAAGUACGAUAUUUCAGCAGAAUGGAGUUUUCGGGAACCAAUGAAACCAUACAUGAUUUAAAGAUCGUGGAUUUAGUUGAUGCUGUAGAAGGGCGCAUCAACUUAGUUCUGGACAAUGGACAG
Striga hermonthica is the source of this 1135-nucleotide messenger RNA. The record is from the annotation of a GenBank genome assembly. NCBI's taxonomy places the organism in Eukaryota, Viridiplantae, Streptophyta, Magnoliopsida, Lamiales, Orobanchaceae.